UUACUUCAUCGCCUAUCCCGGAUAUCGCCAUUUGUUUUCCUCAAAACUGAACAACCAGAACGCCUUCUCCCCCGCGUUAUUAAAUAAGCCAUGUUAAUUAAAAAAAAUCUAAUUAAUGUCCAUAUAAUGCCCAGCGUGUCCGUAUCAAAAUGCGUUUACUUGCUUAAACUUUAUUAAUUCCGCGAUACUGCUUAAAAGGUAUUGUAAAAUUCCUGAAAUAAUUAAAAAAAAUAUUAUAAUAAUAUUUUUAUUACUGACGUUUGGUACACUCAUUAAUUACGCACAACUGUUCAUGACCACGGCAUUAUUUAUGUCGCCCUGAAACUUACAAUCGCGACAACGCUCAUUGCGUGAACACACUCGCGUGAAAACUCCGUUCAAAAAUUAAAAGCCUGCCAGUGGCUGUGUCCAAAACUUUUUUAUUGUUUUUUUUUAAACGGCCGAAAUGUAAUUGUCGCUGGCCAGUAAUUUUUUAACGCAGUUGCAAUGUACACUCCUCUGACACCUGUGCAGGCUGAAGGAAGGGUGAUGGGUCGAAGAUUUGUGCUAACCCUGGUGAUUGGGAUCUCGGCCGGAUUUAGUUUCGCGUACAUACUGUUAACGUCGUCCGGAUCUUCACCGUACAGAGACUUCGACAAGCACCCAAUCAUGGAGGUCCAAGACCACAGAUUCGACGAGCCAGCCCACAGAGACGAGGACCGGACGGAGGCGGACGAGUUAUCAAAGAAGGUUCGGGUGUUGUGUUGGAUCAUGACGCAGCCCAGCAACCACGAGAAGAAGGCGCGGCAUGUGAAAGCUACGUGGGGGAAGCGGUGCAAUAAGCUCAUAUUUAUGAGCUCGCAGGAAGACCCAAAUCUCCCGGCGGUCAAGCUGCCAGUGCAAGAAGGGCGAGAUUAUCUCUGGGCAAAGACGAAAGAGGCCUUCCGAUACGUGUACGAACACCACAGGAGAGAUGCCGAUUGGUUCCUUAAGGCCGAUGAUGACACGUAUGUAGUAGUAGAGAAUUUGCGCUACAUGUUGUCGGAGUACAGCAGUAACGCCCCGGUGUACUUUGGCUGCCGGUUCAAACCGUUCACAUCACAGGGUUACAUGAGCGGCGGGGCGGGCUACGUGCUGAGCAGGGAAGCGCUGGAUCGGUUCGUGAACACGGGCUUGCCGUCGCCGCACCUGUGCAAGGCCAGCGAGCAUGGCGCUGAAGACGCCGAGAUGGGUAUUUGUCUAGAAAGAAUCGGCGUAAAAGCCGCAGACAGCCGGGACAGCCUGGGCCGCGGGCGGUUCUUCCCGUUCAUGCCGCGGGACCAUCUGUUCCCCAACAAGGACAAGGGCUUCUGGUAUUGGAAGUACAUCUUCUACCCUUCAGACGAGGGUCUAGACUGCUGUUCAGACCACGCGAUCUCAUUUCACUACGUGAACCCUCAGGAGAUGUACAUAUUAGACUACUUAAUCUACCACCUCCGGCCGUAUGGCAUCAAGUAUGGCGUCAGCGAUGCUAAAACUAGUGAAAAUAUAGUAGGCAGUAAUGAAACUAAGCAAGGUACUCAGUAGUUUAACCUUUUAACCUAAG
Cydia strobilella is the source of this 1564-nucleotide messenger RNA. RefSeq names its product glycoprotein-N-acetylgalactosamine 3-beta-galactosyltransferase 1 (gene C1GalTA). Gene Ontology annotation, cellular component: membrane. Gene Ontology annotation, molecular function: N-acetylgalactosaminide beta-1,3-galactosyltransferase activity. The transcript is spliced from 7 exons. The coding region runs from base 487 to 1545 and encodes 352 amino acids. The record is from RefSeq and is a predicted model, not a curated record. NCBI's taxonomy places the organism in Eukaryota, Metazoa, Arthropoda, Insecta, Lepidoptera, Tortricidae.